Messenger RNA from Linum tenue, 459 nucleotides. Lineage: Eukaryota; Viridiplantae; Streptophyta; Magnoliopsida; Malpighiales; Linaceae. The record is from the annotation of a GenBank genome assembly.
AUGGUUGGUUGGCCGAGCAGAACCGCCACCUCGAGAGCCUCAUUUCCGCCACCAUGGCCGACGGAGGCCCAACGUCCGAGUCCCUACGGGUGCUCACGGGUCGGGUCAUGGACCACUACGAGCAGUACUAUCGGGCCAAGUCGGUUUGGGCCCACCGAGACGUGUUGGCAGUGCUAUGGCCCUCGUGGAGAAGCUCCCUGGAGAAAGCCUUCGUUUGGAUCGGCGGGUGGCGCCCUUCCACGGCUUUCCACCUCCUUUACUCCAAGUUUGGGCUCCAGUUCGAUGACUCAGAGCCAGCUCGACUCAUCCAGAGUCGACCUGGCAAGUCUUACCGUCGAUCAGUUCCACAUGAUCGAUGAGCUGCAGAGGGUCACGAUCAGGGAUGAGCGGAUUAUCACUGAGAAGAUGGCUAAGGUUCAGGUAUCAUGUAAUAUCAUAUAUGGUCCUGUACGUUGUUAA